UGUUGUCCCUCAUUGUCCUAUGCACAGCGGUGGACAUGCUCAGGUAAUACUGUUCGAGUGAUUAUCAACUGUCACCUCCACAGAUGACACCUGGAGAACUAGCCCUUGCAAAUGGCAACCGCACUCCAGUUACCGAGUUCAUCUUGUUGGGAUUCUCCAGUUAUGCAGAUCUCCAGGAGCUUCUGUUUGUAGCCUUCCUGCUCAUUUAUGCCAUAACAGUGCUGGGCAACCUGGGAAUGAUGGCACUCAUCUUCUCGGACUCCCGUCUCCAUAGCCCCAUGUAUUUCUUCCUCAGUGUCCUGUCGUUUCUAGAUAUUUGUUACUCAUCCGUGGUCACACCCAAGCUCUUGGUCAACUUCCUGGCCUCCGAUAAGACCAUCUCUUUCGAGGGCUGUGUGGUCCAACUGACCCUCUUUGUGGUGCACGUGACAGCUGAGAGCUUCCUGCUGGCCUCCAUGGCCUAUGACUGCUUUGUGGCCAUCUGCCAACCCCUCCAUUAUGGUUCUGUCAUGACUAAGGAGACCUGCGUCCAGCUGGUAGCUGCUUCCUAUGCAUUUGGUGGUGCCAACUCUGCUAUCCAGACUGGGAAUGUCUUUGCUCUGCCUUUCUGUGGGCCCAACCAGGUAACACACUACUUCUGUGACAUCCCACCCCUUCUCCGCCUGGCUUGUGGCAACACGGCCACGGCAGGGCUGGUCCUCUAUAUCUUCUCUGCUCUGGUUACCCUUCUGCCUGCUGCAGUCAUCCUCACCUCCUACAGCUUGCUCCUGGUGGCCAUUGGGAGGAUGCGCUCAGCAGCUGGACGGGAGAAGGCCCUCUCCACCUGUGCCUCCCACUUCUUGGCCAUUGCCAUUUUCUAUGGCACUGUGGUUUUCACCUACGUCCAGCCUCACGGAUCCUCUAAUGAUACCAAUGGCCAAAUCGUGUCCGUGUUCUACACCAUCAUAAUUCCCAUGCUCAACCCCUUCAUCUAUAGCCUCCGCAACAAGGAGGUAAAGGACGCACUGGAGAGGAAACUCCAGGUCAGUAUCUUUCCCUGCUGA
This is a messenger RNA of Panthera uncia (snow leopard), 1043 nucleotides long. Its product is annotated as olfactory receptor 1052-like. The transcript has a single exon. Gene Ontology annotation, cellular component: membrane. The coding region runs from base 84 to 1043 and encodes 319 amino acids. Lineage: Eukaryota; Metazoa; Chordata; Mammalia; Carnivora; Felidae. The record is from RefSeq and is a predicted model, not a curated record. Gene Ontology annotation, biological process: sensory perception of smell; G protein-coupled receptor signaling pathway. Gene Ontology annotation, molecular function: G protein-coupled receptor activity; olfactory receptor activity; odorant binding.